CGAGGUUUGAGGGCGGGCCGCUGGCCAGCGCGCGGUGUCUCUAUGGAGCUUGCGGCCUCCGGGAUGAUCAUGGCGGAUUUCGAUGCGAUCUAUGAAGAAGAGGAAGACGAGGAGCGAGCGCUGGAGGAGCAGCUUCUGAAAUACGUACCCGACCCGGUGGUGGUGCGGGGAUCAGGACACGUCACUGUGUUUGGAUUAAGCAACAAAUUUGAAUCAGAAUUCCCUUCAUCGUUAACAGGAAAGGUUGCACCAGAGGAAUUCAAGGCCAGCAUUAGUCGAGUUAACAGCUGUUUAAAGAAGAAUCUUCCUGUCAACGUGCGAUGGCUGCUCUGUGGGUGCUUGUGCUGUUGUUGUACCUUGGGCUGCAGCAUGUGGCCAGUAAUUUGUCUCAGUAAAAGAACACGAAGAUCGAUCGAGAAGUUAUUAGAAUGGGAAAACAAUAGGUUAUACCACAAGCUGUGCUUGCACUGGAGACUGAGCAAAAGGAAAUGUGAAACCAAUAACAUGAUGGAAUAUGUCAUCUUAAUAGAGUUUUUACCGAAGACGCCAAUAUUUCGACCAGACUAGCAACAGACUUUGUUAUCAGAGACUUGGUUCAAGUGUGUUGUCCUUCCAAUGGUGCCUUGCUUGGUACUCCUAGUGAGGAUUGUUAGUCUCAGAGAUUCUUAUUAUUGUUAUCCAAUUUUUCAUUCCUUGUUUGUCCAUACAUUUUUGCUCAAAUUAACUUUUUCUAUGUUUCUCAAUUUGCAUUCCAUCUUUCCUCCUUAAUAGUUCACUUAGGAUGCUUAUCUUAUUAUUCCUCUUAUUCUUUUAAAAUGCUUCUAAUAGUCAUCAUGAUCCUUGAUGCCGAUUUCUUUUGCACACAACAACUUUACAACACUCACCAAAGUAAUGGCUGUACAGUUACUAAAAUAAUCAGUUUGGUAAUAAUACCUGUGAAUGGUUCCACAUUUUUCUAGAGGCUUUUGAUAAAGGAGUAAAAUUACUAUUUUCUUUAUUAGAAAAAUUGAAUUCUUUCCAUAUUCUGUACGCAGUACCUGCAGAGCAAACAGAUGUAGCUUCUUUGUGCUAUGUUGUUCUCUCAUUUCAUUUUAAUGCACCACGUUUUUUCAUUUCUUUCCUUUUUUAAAUUUGAACUUGAGACCAACAGUGCGCGCACACAGAAACACAUUCUACCACGGCUAUGGAAGUAACAACAUUCAUAUGAAGAAAACAGAAGAAAUAAGGUCAAAUGGCUCUGCCUACAUGUUAAACAUUGAACUCAAAACAAAUGGACUGCAAUACCUUGAAAUAAUACUGUAACAAAAUGAGAAGAAGGCCUUUGCAUGCAUUGUAUGGUCAUUUGAAGCUGGGACCAUGGAAAAUGCAGCAGAAUCACAGCCAGAAAAUGGAUACUUUGUUCAGGUAGCUGCCAUAAAUUGUGGCUUUUACAACUUCUGUUACUCUAUUUGUUUACUUUUUUCUGUACAAAUUAGAUUUGCAUAUAGAUAUGUUUAUUUGCUGUAUAGAUGUUCACAAAUUAUAGUUCAUUAUUCAGACUUGUGUAUAUUGUAUAGACUUUUAGAUCAGGUCAUAUUAAAAAAAUUCUGCACCUCAGAUAAUGGGACUUUGAGUGCAUUCAAAGAAGUGCUCCUUUCCAUUCAUUUCAAUGCUACCAGAAGUCAUGGUGCAGGUUGAAGUUUUUUUAGUGUUUUUUUAAUUUUAGGUUUGCUCAGACUUUUAGAAAGUCAGUUAUCUCUCUGAAAUUGACCCUUGUUAUUGAAAGGGUCAGUUUUUAUUUUUAAAUACAAAAUCUGGAAUGUAGAGACAAUCCUUUAAAUUCCCAUAUGUUGGGUUAGUAUCUUUGCCUGCCCCUUGAAAAAACCAAUUGCCUAUCUCUUGCGUUUGUUCAAAAUAUCCCACAAUGAAUUUCAAUUUGUGAAAUAUAUGAAGAUUGUAUUAUUAAAUUUGAUCAGAUGUGCCACUAUUCAAUACACUUGCAAAUUAUGAGUUAUAAAAAUCGAAUUUAUAAUUAACUUGAGACUUUUACUCUAGAUCAUAAUGUAAUACUAUCCUGGAUAAUAUGCCAGUACAUCAACUUUAUACCUAGUUCUGAAGCACAGAGAGUAAGGGAAAACAUCAAGAUUUCACGUGACAUUCCUUUUCAUUGUGUUUUUAAAAAAGCUUUAUCAUUCUGCUGUGAUAGAGAGGGGAAGAUACUUUGUUUCUCAUUUGUACAAAUGUUAUAAUAACCUGACAGACCAAAGGCAGUAGAAGUUUUGUUUGAUAGCAAUUCAGUAAUUUCUGAUUUGUUCUCUUUAUAGCGGAAUAUGUCAUCCAUUUAUUGUAACCUAAGGAGCAAUACUACCCAGUCAAUUCAUUAAUUGUGUAGCCAUUCUAUAAGCAAUAAUGUUUCUGUGGACGUAUGAUCUGCCACCAGCUAAUCACCUUUUUAUUGCUGGCUAAUUGUUUCAGUCAGUUCAUAUGCAUGUUCAGAUGUUAUGUUUGUUGUUUAUAUUGCAUUUGUAUCUGCUUGUGCUCAUGGUUUACUUCAAAUUCAUUUAGAUUAUCUGGCUGCAAGUGACUGUCCUAAGGGCAAUGUACACAGAAUUCCUACAAAUGGCUAAAUGAGAACGAGUUAAUUCAGAAAUAAAAGACACUGGUCAGAAA
Molecule: messenger RNA, 2649 nt
Organism: Hemiscyllium ocellatum (epaulette shark)
Lineage: Eukaryota; Metazoa; Chordata; Chondrichthyes; Orectolobiformes; Hemiscylliidae
Product: cysteine-rich hydrophobic domain-containing protein 2
Exons: 6
Coding region: 43-567 (174 amino acids)
Source: RefSeq, a predicted model, not a curated record